Marasmius oreades (fairy-ring Marasmius) is the source of this 4907-nucleotide messenger RNA. RefSeq lists its product as uncharacterized. The record is from RefSeq and is a predicted model, not a curated record. The coding region runs from base 992 to 4621 and encodes 1209 amino acids. Lineage: Eukaryota; Fungi; Basidiomycota; Agaricomycetes; Agaricales; Marasmiaceae. The transcript is spliced from 2 exons.
GCGGGAACGCCAUCAAAGUGGCGGGGGUUGAUUAGAAAUCUAUUUCAUCCAGAAAUACACCUCUUAUCGGCUGCAUUUAAAGGAGAACUAAUUUCAGAACAUGACGUACGGAACACCCGGACAGGCUAAACGGGUGUGUGUUAUCUUUCUCCUGCCACCGAUACACGAAUGGAUACAUGGAGUUUGGACAGAUGGAGGUUGAUGAUAUGUAACAUCAUCCGGAUACGUACAUCUCAUUUCCAAUCAAAUUGGGGCUCGUCGAAGUUCGAGUGAGCUGGCAAUCGAUGACUCGGGGUCAAGUGUGUGCUGUACUACAUACUAGUGGAUACCUUACGAGCCUUGGACGUCAUCGACAGCAAACCUGCUGGAAAGGAAGAUAGUUGACGUGUUUUACGGUGGGAACAAAGUAAUAUCAUACCAAUGGCGGGAUUCAGAAGAAGUUGAUGGACGGCGUUCCGCAGGGUCUCAUUCCAAAUUACAAAGGGCAGACUGACGGCCAUCGAAAAAAGAUUCCUAAAACGUCCAAGGGACAGGUAACAGAAGAUGUGGAGGUGCUCGGCAUGCGAAAAAAUUUCGGUGAAAAGGGUGGCGUUUGUGGCGAGAGGAUAAUCUUCAACGCGGCGGUACCAUGACCACUCUAUAACGACCCACUGUAAGCAAUCUAGGCCAAGCCUCGAGUAGGUAUCAAGAUCAUUUGAGCCUUGGUACAGCUAUCCAGCUCUGUCACGACCGGGGUCCACAACACAGCAGUUUCAGAAGCAGAUCUAUUCAACAGUGAGUCAAAGCAGAACGGGUUGGGCACAGCAGCUUAUCUCGAAAGGCUUGAGAAAGGAUAAACAAACGUGGGGCGGGAAGUGAAGCAUACGUAUGCUUUGUUGCUAGACCGAGAAUAGCAAAAGUGACCCAGAGAUCUCGGAACGUAUAUGACCAGCAGAAGCUCCAGUAUGAGUCUCCUCGAGCAGCAGUAGGUUAUUGUGGGUCUAUAUGCGAAAUGGGGGUCGAAAACGGAGGUAAGGAAACGAUGAGACCAACUUCCAGAGCAGAGAACUCCAGACCGAAAGCGGACUCAGCAGCCGGGGUAACCGUUAUCUAUGAAUGCGACCAAGUUGGGAACCAGAUCUUUGAUUUCGGCCUCGAGGCGGUAUACGUAGCACUGUAUAUUUGUCAGAUUCUUCCAAGCAUUUUCCCAUUCUUACCCCCUGUCAUACAUAUACACCGAACUGGUUCCCGGUGUACCAUGCAGCGAGAAAGGAUGCGGCGCGGACGUUCGCGGACGAUUUCGACUAUCGCUCUGGCUAGGCAAGCUUCCGAGGAGCGCCGUUUGUCCUUGUUGAUCACAGCCACAACCACGUCUCCGUCACCACCUUCCACAACGCACACGACUUCCCUUCCUUGCACGAAGACUCCAGUCCCAAUAUUAGAUUUAACGACGAGUAAUAAUCACGAGGAACAACAUUGCGUCUACCCCGCAUCCCCCACAGACUCUUUAUCAUCAACGUCGUCGACAGAGCUCAUGGCGGCUGACAUGCAGGCGAACCUGUCGAGUUCCGAUUCAUCUUCAUUACCGCCACCUCGAACCCUUCAGGAUCAGCUACAUGUCGCUUACGCAUUGGAUGAUAUUCAUCUUGCGAAGAUUAUCCUGCUUAAACUCAGGGGCAUCGAAGUCACGUCUGACUCAGACCCACGAAUUGCCGCUGUUCAACCCGAGGAUUUUGACGAGUGUUUCAUUCCAGCUGGUGGUCUCAUGAGCCAGGAGGACGAAGAGGUUAUCAAAGAGAUGCAAAGAGUAGAACGCGAGAGGCUGCAGGUGGCGUAUGAGCAAAGGCGACGUAGAGAACGGGAGGAGGCAGAAAGCAAGCGACUGAGAGAGUGGGAGUUACAUUGCGAAAAGAUCUGGGAAGGAGAGAAGAGGAGGAUGCGAGAGGAGAAGGAGUUUCUAGAGAGGAAACGAGAAGAGGAGCGCAAACGAUGGGAAGACACGGAGAGGAGACGGAGGGAGGCCGCUGAGCGCAGAGCUACUGCGACAUCGCGAUAUUCUUGUCGAUCAUCGCCAGUAACAACAAAGUCCAAACCUCGAUUGUCUUAUGCUAGUCUCUCGAUUGAGCGUAUCGCCUCGUCCUCGUCGUCGAUGUCGAGCACUGGCGAUGACAAAUACCUAUAUUCUGUUCUCCCCGUACCCAAAGUACCGUCGCCACCGUCACGAAGACGACCGUCAGGCACUUCACCUCCAUCAGGUUCGUCUUCAACUUCACACGGGUCUGCGUCAUGCAACUCCUCGCACACGAUUACUCCCAGUCAUGACCCCACGCUUGGUAAUGGUUUAGAAGUCGAAGUCGCAACACGCAAGCCCAAUACAUCAGUUCCUAGUUCAACAAUCGCGCAUAAAGACCGAGCACCUCUAGACUCCAAGGCACUAAGCUUGCGAGGACGACUCUCUCCAUCCUGCGCUUCUGAUAUGAUAAACAUCACCGUCUCUUUCCGUGACAUAUUGACAUCCAUGAGGGGACCUCUGUUUCCGAUUGAAACAGAACCGGAUUCGAGACCGCGGCCUCCACGUGCGGAGUCCAUGGAUGGAAAUCAGAGUCAGAGUCCAAACAGCUGCCGAAGCCAAAGCAAAGGGCGUGUUCAAGAUCCGUCGUUACCAACCAACGUCACCUCCACCCAUACCGCUAGACGACGAAGACGAAAUGAAGAGCUUCUAUCGCUUCUAUUGACAGAGGUGAAAUGGGCGGAAGGAGAGCGUUUGGCAAGGGGCCGGAGCGGGAAUGAGCGCGGAAAGAGUCAGAAGAGCGAGAAGGGUAAAGAGAGGACCCUCCAACCCCUGCAUCCGAUUAGGCAGAACUCGUCGAGCUCGAUUAGGAGUAGCAGCAGCACUAGCAGCUGUGCCGCUUGUUCUGCUUCUGCCUCUUCCAACGCCCCAACGUCACCUGCCUCCAUCAGUAGCGGAGCGUCCCGCGCCGGCUCUUGGUUAUCUUCAUUCUCCUCGUCAUCAACCAACACGGACCUCACGACGCUCUCCACAUCCCUUUCCACCUCUCCAUCGAAAGUUAGUCUCGUUCAUGUACAACAUGUCUGUCCAUCUACCCCUACGAGCAAUGUUAAAUCCACCGUUACUGGAUGGUUGCGCAAGUCAGCCAUUACCGGCUCUAGUCAGCAGCACCAAGCUAAAGAGUCCCAGCAACGCCAGGCGAUCCACCUUGUACAUUCAUGCCGCCGCCCCCCAUUUUCAGGGUUAACGCCAAUCAUGGCUUUUGAUGGCCCACUAUGUCCGGAUGAUACCAACGAACCGAAGGGUGUCCUGUCGAUAGAUGGAGCUGCUGAGGGAAGUGAUGAGGUUGGGUCAAGGGUCAACACGAAACGUGGUAGCUCUGGUGCCUGCGCAAACGAUGGCAUCAGUAUACACGGUCCCGCUGGUAUCGCGAGGCAGAUGACUCGAUUUGUCGAGCUUGCGAAGGGGUUCCAAACAGCGUACAUCAAUAUGACUGUUUUUGGGGCUGUACCCACGCUGUCAUAUGAUCAAGGUGCAUGGAAUACCGGACUAGAUGAUGAAGGGAGUCCCCAACGCAAUAAGGCAAAACGGAGAAGAGAUGUGACCUCAUGGAGUCAGGCAGCGGUGAAACAGAAGUUGCAACCAGCAGGAUAUAGGGCGAGUAAAGCAGAAAUUGACCUCUUCCUUAUAAGAAGGAACGAUGGCGGAGUGCGAAAAGAGAAGGAGGGAAUUUUGCGAGCUCAGCUCAACAGUGAAACGACCGCAAAUCACACUUCUCUAAGCGGCACGGCGUCGAACGAGGCUAGUGCGGAAGGAGAGAAAAUAGUAAUAGUCGAACAUCGUGGACGAAGUGUUGGGCGUUGUGGUUAUGAGUACGAUGAUGAAGAUGGGAUUGAGUACAUCCCGCUACUUCCUCCUCAAUUAUCUGCUCAUCCUCCCAAAACGAUUCUACCCAGCCCGCUUCCUUAUCCUGUGGUGUUCAAGCCUCCUCUUCCACUAGUUCCUUCUCCACAUCGACGGGUUGCUUUGCGGCAGAAUCAGCGACUCGAGGAUGGCAUGGAGUUUGGAUCUCUGUCUGCAUUGUCUUCUUACUCUCAUCCUUCCCUCGUCCGAGGAACAGGCCGUUUCUCGUCCCGUCUAUCGUCUUCUCCUCCUCCACGUUCUUCGGCUCGCUCACGAGGGUCGUCACGAUCCAACUCACAUUCUCCCACUCGACGUUCCUCCCUUUCGCGCCUCCAAAAUCCUCAAGAGUCAUCAGCACCCGUAGCACGCCCUCGAGUGGUCGCAAAUCCAGUCUACCUUCGAUUGAAGGCGGCCAAGAAUGUUGGACUUGAGUUGGGGAAGAACUGGGAACCUGGACUCGCCAAGAGUUGUGGUCGGUUGAGUGGAGGGAAGGAGAAGAUGCUCGCGUUGACUUGGGAUGAGAUGGGGAGGAGUGUUUUGGGGCGAGAGCAGGAUGAGACAUUUACUAGAAGGGGUUGUCCGGUGAAAGGCACACUUGAUACUGCGUUGAGAAGUGGUGGGGGUAUUCUUCCUGAUCGAGGCGAUGAUGAUCGACGGCGUGGACGUCAUGGUAGAGAUGUCCAUGAAUUCCAAGGUGUGAGGAGGGGGAGAUGUGUUGUUCGUGGAUGAACGUGGAGGGGAGAGACCAUGACUAGAUGGACUACGAUGGAAUAUGAUGGGGGAUUGUGGUGAACUCCGCGAUGGUCUUUCUCUUUAUCUUCGUGUUUUUAGUUGGUUAUCCAUCUCUAUGACUACUUGGUACUCUAUGAACUAAUAAAGAUUCUAUAAUCCUUUAUAACUCACGGUUACGGCUAGAUAUUGAUCUUACAUUAUGUACACUACAAACUCAUGCUUUCUCGAUGCACAUCAAUCUUCUGCUGUCUUCCGGCAAUUGAACCUAGCGCAAAUUCCACAG